Messenger RNA from Terrapene triunguis (Three-toed box turtle), 3043 nucleotides. It is a transcript of the gene NFYB, whose product is annotated as nuclear transcription factor Y subunit beta. Gene Ontology annotation, biological process: regulation of transcription by RNA polymerase II. NCBI's taxonomy places the organism in Eukaryota, Metazoa, Chordata, Testudines, Emydidae. Gene Ontology annotation, molecular function: RNA polymerase II cis-regulatory region sequence-specific DNA binding; DNA-binding transcription activator activity, RNA polymerase II-specific; protein heterodimerization activity. The transcript is spliced from 7 exons. The record is from RefSeq and is a predicted model, not a curated record. Bases 91 to 708 code for a protein of 205 amino acids. Gene Ontology annotation, cellular component: CCAAT-binding factor complex; nucleus.
GCUCCGCGCUGGGACUGGUUCCUUCGCAGCCAUUUUCUGUCCAACCAAACAGCCGAUUUGCGGAGGGAGCCAACCAGGGCCGCACUGGAGAUGGACGGUGACAGUUCUACAACAGAUGCUUCUCAGUUAGGAAUUGCUGGAGAUUACAUUGGUGGUAGUCACUUUGUAAUACAGCCUCAUGAUGACACGGAGGACAGUAUGAAUGAUCAUGAAGACACAAAUGGCUCAAAAGAGAGUUUUAGAGAACAAGAUAUAUAUCUUCCAAUUGCAAAUGUGGCAAGGAUAAUGAAAAAUGCCAUACCCCAGACAGGAAAGAUUGCUAAAGAUGCAAAGGAGUGUGUGCAAGAGUGUGUAAGUGAAUUCAUCAGCUUUAUAACAUCUGAAGCAAGUGAGAGGUGUCAUCAAGAGAAACGAAAGACUAUCAAUGGAGAGGAUAUUCUCUUUGCCAUGUCUACCUUGGGAUUUGAUAGUUAUGUUGAACCUUUGAAGCUGUAUCUCCAAAAAUUCAGAGAGGCAAUGAAAGGAGAGAAAGGGAUUGGAGGAACAGUUACAACUGCAGACGGUCUUAGUGAGGAGCUCACAGAAGAAGCAUUUACUAACCAGUUGCCAGCAGGUUUAAUAACUACAGAUGGCCAGCAGCAAAAUGUUAUGGUUUAUACAACAUCUUAUCAACAGAUCUCUGGUGUUCAACAAAUUCAGUUCUCAUGAUUUGAAGAAGGCUUUGGAUUUGGGAAUGGAAGAGAGACAAGAAAGCUGUACAACUUGUGAGAGGAGACGUUAGUUUAAAAUGACAGAGGAGAGAGUUGUCUCUUUGUACAUUAAAUAACUGUAAUGUAGCUACCUGAGGCUUGACUAAUGGAGGUGUGAAUUCUGACAAAUCUUUUUUCAUGAAUUUUAAAAAAAUUGGAUUUUAAGGGUAUUAAAGUAUUUUUGUUUUGUACAAGAGUUUGUUGCUCUGUAUAACUCCUGUAUGCAUUGUAUAUUGCAAUUUAUUACUGUCAGAGAUUUGUAGACAGUUUCUUAUUUUCAUAUUGAAUCAUGUUACUUUUGUAAUUCAAGUAAACAGCUGAGUUUAAUUCAUGUUUACCCUUUGAAUAAAAUAAGGGUAAAGUUCAUUUUGAAUGCAAGUUGCCUUUAUUAUAAAAUUUGAAUUGUUCUUGGUAAUGUAAAUUGUCUUGCAUGUCUUAACUAGAUUUUUAAUGUUGACAUAUUUAUUGAAAAUUUGAAAGGGAUUUUUUUUAUGAAACUCUAGCAGCUCAAAAGAAUUGUUAGAAUUGUUUUUUAAUGUAACGUUAGAACUUAAUGUUAAUCCAGAAGCAAACAAUUGUUAGAUCUGUUGAAAUUUAGAUAUUUGGUGCCCAUCAACAGUGUUUACUAUAAUGCAAUAGUUUUUAUUUGAGAUAGCUACUACAGGCAUUCAUUAGGCUACUUUUACAAUUAUAUUAACUUAAUAACUCUGUACAGACUUCUGAAGAAUAAUUUGUUAAAUUUAAAGUAGUCUUAGAGCUAUUGAAAUUAUAUGCUUUCCUUUUAUGCAUGGUUUUUGGAAAGCCAAAUCCUAAAAUUUAACUGUUUCCUCAAGUGUUAUAGGAGGAUUUUAUAGUCCUGUGGUAAAUGACCUCAAUUUAACUUUUUAAACUGAAAUAUUACAAGGUUUGGUUUCCUGUAAGACUCUGGGAACUCUCAAAUGUUUCAGAAAUAGUGUGUACAGAGUGUGUGUUUGUGUGCGCGUGUGUGUACACGCAUAUGCAUGUGCGAGUGACUGAAAUGUGAAUAGGUGAUAAAAAUCUGAAAUGAAAGACAAACUUCUAGUUUGCUGUCUCCUUCCUGAUUUUGCAAUAAAAUGUACCUAGAUAAUGUAAUUUUGUAUAUUUAGUGAGCUGUUUAGUAACAUUGCUGGCUGGUUUGUUUUUUAAAUAAUUGGGUGAGUAAUCUUGUUAGAUACUUCAGUGUCCUAGACUGUGUUGGUGUCAGGGUGGUAGUGUACUAGCAUCCCUGUUAUUCAGGCUGAGUUCGGAGCCUUUUAAUAUUUCUAUUUGCAUUUCAGUGAGCUGAAAGUUAGAUUAACCCUCACUCUGCCACCCAUCUCUUUUUUAACUUAAAAAGAAAAACAAACCUUUGACCUGGUGCCAUAGUUUUCCUGGAGGCUAUUUUGGAAAUGUGAUGUUUAAAACCUUAAUGGACUAGAUAAUCUGGGUUAAAACAAAACAACCAAAAAAAUGAAAUUUCAGAAUUAUGUGCGGUAUGUGGCCAGAAGUCUUGGUGUAUCUUUCUUUGGUAACUGAAAUAAUGUCAUAAUUUAAAUGUAGGUUAACAAUAUGCCAAGGCAAGCCACUGGACAAGGUCCACUGUAUUCUGUGGCAAGGUGGACGUAUCUUCUGUAGCAGUGUUCUCAGGUGCUGUGGCAGUCUGGUGUCAUUUUUGCAGCAACAAUAAUCGCUAAACUUACUUAAGUUUUUCAUUAAAUAUGAGAUUAAUAACACAAGCAGUACAGGAGCCCUGUAUGUUUUAUGUUCAAUUUAUUUUAGACCAGUCCCAUAUUUCCAGUUCUUGAUGUGCAGAAUUUGGUACUGAAAAAGGGUAACGUUUAAAGUGUGAGGGACAAGCCAGAGGUUUUGGCAGCUGGGGAGUACACAGAAAGGAUCUUGGACUUCUAGGAAAAGCUCAUUAGUUGGAUAGUGUUGAUUACAUAUUUCAAUGCUGAUAUUUAAUCUCUUUAACUUUACUCUGAAACCUAAGAUGACAAGUCUCUUUGAGAUGAAUGGAGCAGUUCACACACGUGUGCUAUUCUUUCUGAAGUCAAGAAGACAACACUGCAGCAUUGCACACAGGCUGCAUAUUUUUAGGGUUACGUCUUCAAAGAUGAGGGAUGGAUUUAAUUUAUUUUAAAUUAAAGCUUAGAUUCUAGAGCACAGCUCUGGCAAGGGAUGAAUUCAAUGGUGUUGAAACACAUGGGACCAUUCCUAUAGAGAGAGAGGUUUUCUCUCUCUUCCCCAAUAUUUUCUCUCUUCCCCAGCUCCCUUCCAUUUAAAACAAACAAACA